AUGACGAUGGCUCGGGGUACGCUGUUGCUCCUGCUGAUGCAGAUGUUAACUGGAUGGUCAGUUUCGCAAACAACACCUGGACCUUCAGUGAGACUGGUCAACUCUGCCAGCCGCUGCUCUGGCAGAGUGGAGAUCUUCCACAAUGGCCAGUGGGGAACGGUGUGUGACGACUUCUGGAAUCUGAAUGACGCUCAGGUGGUUUGUCGACAGCUGGGCUGUGGCAGGGCUGUGGAGGCACCACAAAGGGCACGCUUUGGACGAGGCACUGGACAAAUCUGGUUAGAUAACCUUCAGUGUUCAGGACGUGAGUCUUCUUUGCAAGACUGUCCACAUGGCGGAUUAGGGAACCACAACUGUGCUCACUCUGAGGAUGCUAGUGUCAUCUGUGAAGCUGGGCUGUGGCCGGGCUGUGGAGGCACCACAAAGGGCACGUUUGGACAAGGCACUGGACAAAUCUGGUUAGAUAACCUUCAGUGUUCAGGACGUGAGUCUUCUUUGCAAGACUGUCCACAUGGCGGAUUAGGGAACCACAACUGUCGCCAUUCUGAGGAUGCUAGUGUCAUCUGUGAAGAAAUUGCUCCUCCAACACCAAGUGUUCCAGUGAGACUGGUCAACUCUAACAGCCGCUGCUCUGGCAGAGUGGAGAUUUUCCACAAUGGCCAGUGGGGAACGGUGUGUGACGACUUGUGGAAUCUGAAUGACGCUCAGGUGGUUUGUCGACAGCUGGGCUGUGGCAGGGCUGUGGAGGCACCACAAAGGGCACGUUUUGGACAAGGCACUGGACAAAUCUGGUUAGAUAACCUUCAGUGUUCAGGACGUGAGUCUUCUUUGCAAGACUGUCCACAUGGCGGAUUAGGGAACCACAACUGUGGUCACUCUGAGGAUGCUAGUGUCAUCUGUGAAGGUAAGUGUGUUUCCACACAUGUUCCAGUGAGACUGGUCAACUCUAACAGCCGCUGCUCUGGCAGAGUGGAGAUCUUCCACAAUGGCCAGUGGGGGACGGUGUGUGACGACUUGUGGAAUUUGAAUGACGCUCAGGUGGUUUGUCGACAGCUGGGCUGUGGCCGGGCUGUGGAGGCACCACAAAGGGCACGUUUUGGACAAGGCACUGGACAAAUCUGGUUAGAUAACCUUCAGUGUUCAGGACGUGAGUCUUCUUUGCAAGACUGUCCACAUGGCGGAUUAGGGAACCACAACUGUCGCCAUUCUGAGGAUGCUAGUGUCAUCUGUGAAGGUAAGUAAAUUGCUCCUCCAACACCAAGUGUUCCAGUGAGACUGGUCAACUCUAACAGCCACUGCUCUGGCAGAGUGGAGAUCUUCCACAAUGGCCAGUGGGGAACGGUGUGUGACGACUUGUGGAAUUUGAAUGACGCUCAGGUGGUUUGUCGACAGCUGGGCUGUGGCAGGGCUGUGGGUGCACCACAAAGUGCACGUUUUGGACAAGGCACUGGACAAAUCUGGUUAGAUAACCUUCAGUGUUCAGGACGUGAGUCUUCUUUGCAAGACUGUCCACAUGGCGGAUUAGGGAACCACAACUGUCGCCAUUCUGAGGAUGCUAGUGUCAUCUGUGAAGAAAUUGCUCCUCCAACACCAAGUGUUCCAGUGAGACUAGUCAACUCUAACAGCCGCUGCUCUGGCAGAGUGGAGAUCUUCCACAAUGGUCAGUGGGGGACAGUGUGUGACGACUUGUGGAAUUUGAAUGACGCUCAGGUGGUUUGUCGACAGCUGGGCUGUGGCCGGGCUGUGGAGGCACCACAAAGGGCACGUUUUGGACAAGGCACUGGAUAAAUCUGGUUUGAUAACCUUCAGUGUUCAGGCAGUGAGUCUUCUUUGCAAGACUGUCCACAUGGCGGAUUAGGGAACCACAACUGUGCUCACUCUGAGGAUGCUAGUGUCAUCUGUGAAGAAAUUGCUCCUCCGACACCAAGUGUUCCAGUGAGACUGGUCAACUCUAACAGCCACUGCUCUGGCAGAGUGGAGAUCUUCCACAAUGGCCAGUGGGGAACGGUGUGUGACGACUUGUGGAAUUUGAAUGACGCUCAGGUGGUUUGUCGACAGCUGGGCUGUGGCCGGGCUGUGGAGGCACCACAAAGGGCACGUUUUGGACGAGGCACUGGACAAAUCUGGUUAGAUAACCUUCAGUGUUCAGGAAGUGAGUCUUCAUUAAGAGACUGUCCACAUGGCGGAUUAGGGAACCACAACUGUGCUCACUCUGAGGAUGCUAGUGUCAUCUGUGAAGGUAAGUAAAUUGCUCCUCCAACACCAAGUGUUCCAGUGAGACUGGUCAACUCUAACAGCCACUGCUCUGGCAGAGUGGAGAUCUUCCACAAUGGCCAGUGGGGAACAGUGUGUGACGACUUGUGGAAUUUGAAUGACGCUCAGGUGGUUUGUCGACAGCUGGGCUGUGGCAGGGCUGUGGAGGCACCACAAAGGGCACGUUUUGGACAAGGCACUGGACAAAUCUGGUUAGAUAACCUUCAGUGUUCAGGACAAAUUGCUCCUCCAACACCAAGUGUUCCAGUGAGACUGGUCAACUCUAACAGCCGCUGCUCUGGCAGAGUGGAGAUCUUCCACAAUGGCCAGUGGGGAACGGUGUGUGACGACUUGUGGAAUCUGAAUGACGCUCAGGUGGUUUGUCGACAGCUGGGCUGUGGCAGGGCUGUGGAGGCACCACAAAGGGCACGUUUUGGACAAGGCACUGGACAAAUCUGGUUUGAUGACCUUCAGUGUUCAGGGAGUGAGUCGUCUUUGCAAGACUGUCCACAUGGCGGAUUAGGGAACCACAACUGUGCUCACUCUGAGGAUGCUAGUGUCAUCUGUGAAGGUAAUGUUCCAGUGAGACUGGUCAACUCUAACAGCCGCUGCUCUGGCAGAGUGGAGAUUUUCCACAAUGGCCAGUGGGGAACGGUGUGUGACGACUUCUGGAAUUUGAAUGACGCUCAGGUGGUUUGUCGACAGCUGGGCUGUGGCAGGGCUGUGGAGGCACCACAAAGGGCACGUUUUGGACAAGGCACUGGACAAAUCUGGUUAGAUAACCUUCAGUGUUCAGGAAGUGAGUCUUCAUUAAGAGACUGUCCACAUGGCGGAUUAGGGAACCACAACUGUGGUCACUCUGAGGAUGCUAGUGUCAUCUGUGAAGGUAAGUUGAGACUGGUCAACUCUAACAGCCACUGCUCUGGCAGAGUGGAGAUCCUCCACAAUGGCCAGUGGGGGACGGUGUGUGACGACUUGUGGAAUUUGAAUGAUGCUCAGGUGGUUUGUCGACAGCUGGGCUGUGGCAGGGCUGUGGAGGCACCACAAAGGGCACAUUUUGGACAAGGCACUGGACAAAUCUGGUUAGAUAACCUUCAGUGUUCAGGACGUGAGUUUUCUUUGCAAGACUGUCCACAUGGCGGAUUAGGGAACCACAACUGUGCUCACUCUGAGGAUGCUAGUGUCAUCUGUGAAGGUAAGUUGAGACUGGUCAACUCUAACAGCCGCUGCUCUGGCAGAGUGGAGAUCUUCCACAAUGGCCAGUGGGGAACGGUGUGUGACGACUUGUGGAAUCUGAAUGACGCUCAGGUGGUUUGUCGACAGCUGGGCUGUGGCAGGGCUGUGGAGGCACCACAAAGGGCACGUUUUGGACAAGGCACUGGACAAAUCUGGUUAGAUAACCUUCAGUGUUCAGGACGUGAGUCUUCUUUGCAAGACUGUCCACAUGGCGGAUUAGGGAACCACAACUGUGGUCACUCUGAGGAUGCUAGUGUCAUCUGUGAAGGUAAGUUGAGACUGGUCAACUCUAACAGCCACUGCUCUGGCAGAGUGGAGAUCUUCCACAAUGGCCAGUGGGGAACGGUGUGUGACGACUUCUGGAAUUUGAAUGAUGCUCAGGUGGUUUGUCGACAGCUGGGUUGUGGCAGGGCUGUGGAGGCACCACAAAGGGCACGUUUUGGACAAGGCACUGGACAAAUCUGGUUAGAUAACCUUCAGUGUUCAGGAAGUGAGUCUUCAUUAAGAGACUGUCCACAUGGCGGAUUAGGGAACCACAACUGUGGUCACUCUGAGGAUGCUAGUGUCAUCUGUGAAGGGAUGGACUGACAUCAUAAUGGAGUGAGCUGAUAAACACUGACAAGUGAUUAUUUUGAUUUUUGUUUUUCCUUGAAUGAUUUACUAAUUCACUUCACUCAAUUCUUUAGUGUAAUUUCUCAUAUUUUACCCUUGUACUUUUGGGUAAUAUAAUCAUAGCAAUGAAUAUUUGAGUAUUAAUACAAAUGAUGAAAUGCAAA
Epinephelus fuscoguttatus (brown-marbled grouper) is the source of this 4265-nucleotide messenger RNA. Its product is annotated as deleted in malignant brain tumors 1 protein-like. NCBI's taxonomy places the organism in Eukaryota, Metazoa, Chordata, Actinopteri, Perciformes, Serranidae. The record is from RefSeq and is a predicted model, not a curated record. Gene Ontology annotation, cellular component: membrane. The transcript has 15 exons.